ACGUAAAUAUUGUGUUGACGUGGCGUGAGCGGUAGCAGUUCAAUAGCGGUUAGCAGGUACGUAACAAACAGACUACAGGGAGAGACCAAGGAGAAUCCAGUGGAAGUAUGGACCGUAGAAAGAACAAUUGAGGGAUCGGGAUUCACUUUAUCAGUGAAGAAAAAUGUCCAGCAGAAGCCAGCACUAUGGAUUCCAGUCAGCCACCAUGGUGCAGCCUGCCAAUGGCGGUCAUGCCUAUCUGUUCGGAAACAACAGCUCAGAAAAUGAUAUGUCAGAAGAGGAUGGUGAAAGCUAUGAGCUGCGGCCUCGUGGCAGAGAGAGACUCAGGAGGAGCACCUCUAAAGAGAGAAUGGAUGACAUUAUCUAUUUGACCAGAGAUAUCCAGGAGGGAGACACUCUGAACAGCAUUGCCCUUCAGUACCAUUGCUCAGUGGCGGACAUCAAGCGUGCCAACAACCUUUUGACAGAGCAGGACUUUUUUGCCCUGCGUUUAGUUAAGAUUCCUGUGAGGCGCUUUAGUGUCCUCACUGAGACUCAUAACGCUGCUACUCUCAAAUCUGCCUCGCCCACAGGCACUAGACACCCGCCACAGGUCUCGCACAUUACUUCUCUCCCUUCUGAAUCCUCCAUGGACUCCUGUUCUUCCACUGACAGCGUGGAAGGUUUCCUGAUGGAGAAGGACAAGGACAUUGAGCGGCUGGUGAAAUCCACAGGACCAUCUCGGAGCGGCCUCAGUGAGGUUGUGUCCUCUUUAACGCAGCAACAGCAGCAGCCAUUACUAGGAGAAGCUGGAUAUAAACCAGUACAGAGGAAGGAUCCUUAUUAUGGGGCAGACUGGGGCAUGGGAUGGUGGACUGCUGUGGCAAUCAUGCUUUUUGUCGGCAUUGUCACACCCAUCUUUUAUCUGUUGUAUUAUGAAGUUCUUGUGAAAGCUGACGUCAGCCAUCAUGGUAUGCCUACACAAACUCACAACGGCUUGUCUUAUGGGUAUCAACAAGACAACGGUUUGCUCAGGAGUAAAGACAUUCAUGGAGAUGCUCAAGCUAAGCAUGCAGUUAAUGAAGCUCAGCAGGGAGGGGUUGCGGACAAAGCAGGAGACGGUGGAGAUGGAGAAAAUGAGAAAACAUAGCAAGGAAUUUCCACCUAAAAUGUGUCGCUAACUCUGAGAACUAAUAGAAUUAUGCUGAUGUUCCCAUUUACAGAUAACGUUUAAAACAUCACUUAAAUCUAUCUGGCUUAAUUAUACAGGAGACAAUAACUUUGAAGGAUUGAGAGACUAAGGUGUGACCACAAUCAUAACUUGUGUCUCUCCAUUUGCAUACAGUUGACAGACUGAAUGUGGGUCCAACUCUUCGCAAGAUUUAUGUCUGGUUUGAUAGACCAACGCUGUGCUGCUUCAACCUUUUUAAAAGUGACUGCAUUUCAUAGUUGGUCUGAGUGUCUCCUGUAAACUCGAGAUGGUGUCUUUGCAGUCAACUGUGCUGGAGAAUUUUUAGCCGGUUACACACAAAUGCUGCCCAGGGAGUUACAGACAGCAGCACUGCAGAAUAAACUAUUCGAUUAAAAUGGUUCAGUGGGCUCGCUUAUAACUGUGGAUUUGUUUAAAA
This is a messenger RNA of Oreochromis niloticus (Nile tilapia), 1607 nucleotides long. It is a transcript of the gene lysmd3, whose product is annotated as LysM, putative peptidoglycan-binding, domain containing 3. NCBI's taxonomy places the organism in Eukaryota, Metazoa, Chordata, Actinopteri, Cichliformes, Cichlidae. Gene Ontology annotation, biological process: Golgi organization. The record is from RefSeq and is a predicted model, not a curated record. The transcript has 3 exons. Gene Ontology annotation, cellular component: Golgi apparatus. The coding region runs from base 164 to 1129 and encodes 321 amino acids.